UGAAAGAAGAGUGCUAAUGUGCUAUCUUCAUUUACUUUCUCCCCCGACUCUCUCUCACUUUCGCGCUCACUCACCCCCUCCCUCCCUCGCUCUCCGUGACGGGUGGCUCUAGGGUUUUUAUCGACCACCACCACCGCGAACUCACAUGGCGGGAACAGGUAUCCACCCAUACCAUCAGCAAUGGCCGCCAGCACAAGCUCCACCAACCCCCACCGCCCCAGGCGCUCCUCCUCCUUCCAUCCACCACGCUCCACCUCACGUCCUCUUCGACAACUCCAAUCGCGGCCCUCCCACUCACGAAGAGGUUCGAACAAUAUUCAUCACCGGAUUCCCUGACGAUGUGAAGGAGAGAGAAUUGCAGAAUUUGUUAAGAUGGUUACCUGGUUAUGAGGCUUCGCAAGUUAAUUAUAAAGGAGAUAAAGCUAUGGGUUUCGCUCUCUUUUCUUCUUCCCAGCACGCCAUUGCUGCUAAAGAUUCUCUCCAGGAUAUGGUUUUUGAUGUGGAGACGAAGUCAGUGUUGCAUACUGAGAUGGCUAAGAAGAAUCUCUUUGUUAAAAGAGGAAUAGUUGCAGAUUCUAAUGCUUAUGAUCAAAGCAAACGUUUGCGAACUGGUGGUGAUUAUUCUCACGCUGCUUAUACCACUCCAUCUCCAUUUCACCCUCCUCCUCCUGUUUGGGGACCACAUGGGUACAUGGCUCCAGUUCCGCCUCCAUAUGAUCCGUAUGGAGGUUACCCUGCUCCUCAAGUACCAAUGCCUCCUGCUCCUAUCCCAGCUCCUAGCAGCUAUGUGCCAAUACAGAAUACAAAAGAUAACCCUCCUUGCAAUACCCUAUUUAUUGGCAAUCUUGGUCAGAACAUCAAUGAGGAUGAACUGAGGGGUCUAUUCAGCGUGCAACCUGGUUUUAAGCAAAUGAAGAUUUUGAGACAAGAAAGGCAUACUGUUUGUUUUAUUGAGUUUGAAGAUUUGAACAGUGCAACCAAUGUGCACCAUAGUUUACAGGGUGCUGUUAUUCCAAGUUCUGGAUCUAUUGGCAUGCGAAUACAAUAUUCAAAGAAUCCGUUUGGGAGAAGGAAGGAUGGGAUCCACCAUGUUGCUUCUCAUAGUGCCAAUGGAGCUUCACCACCAAUUACCUAUCAGUAGCUUGAAGGGGAUGUACUCUGAUCCUUUUGCUCUGAGAACUACAUGAUAGGAUGCAUCUUGCAGCUGUUGCAUGCAUCCAUUUCAUCACCAAUCUCAGCAUUAGCAUCCCUUCUCAUGUGAAUGAAUGCACCUACAGCUAUCAUGAACACACCAUUUGCUCAUGUUAUGCUAUUUUGUCCAGGACAUGCAUUUGUCAGCAGCAUGCGUUGUUGCGUGGAUAACUUAAUAGGAUUUCAGAAAUGUUUACCAUUUGUAGCAAGUGUUGCAUGGCUGCUGUUUUCUGAAUUUGCAUGUUUUUUCCUUAUUCUAUUCAUAUCUACAUUUAUAUUAGGUACGCUUAUCUCUGUAGUCAUCUUAUUCACGAGUUCCCAACACUAGGUUCAGUUACAUCACAUUAUUUGACAUGACAUCCAGAGGAAGACCAGGGUACAUUUCAUGGCACCAGUUUAACAGGACCAUUCACACCAUGAAUCAUGUAUUAUUUCACAUGGCAUCCAAAGGAAAUUAAGAGUUACAUUUUCUUUCACCAGUUUAACAAGCAAACAAUCAUGUAUUCUUAACCAUUUUCAUUACACGAGUUUAACAAGGCAGUGCACACAAUCAUGUUUUCUUAACCAUUACCAUUAACAUUUUGACAACCACCCCUGUACUGUGUUCGUAAGGUGAAUCUCCCUCCCAGCAGUUUGAGCAAGACAUUGUCAUGAUGAUUUAGCAUCUAGGUUAUCCAAAGCACAACAAUGUGAAGAAUGUGGGGGGAUAUAUGCCCUUGUGAUUUAUAUGCAGGAUUGCACAAACUACAAAAUGGCAAGCUUCCUUUCGUUUGAGGAUGUCAAGUGCCUGCAGCUGCUUUUAACACGAGGUAAUUUUUGGAAGAGGUUCUUUUGGGUUAUUUCAAGUGGAGUGAACUUGAGAGAAGUAGGGGAGGAGUUCAAGAACACAAUGACGAGUGACUCCUGGCAUCCCAUAAUUAUUAUGCCGGUGCCUGUGUUGAGCUUUUGGGUCUUCGUUGAUGUUUUUUUACUUCUUUUAGGUGAUUAGACAGAUUGGUAGAGGGGAAAUGUUGGUCUGAGAAGAACAGAGCUAUACCAAAAUACACUAGUUAUAUUUAUUGGUGUUCUAGUACUUGGGAGUUUCAAUGGCUGCCCUGGUUUCUCAA
This is a messenger RNA of Populus nigra (black poplar), 2297 nucleotides long. RefSeq lists its product as uncharacterized. Gene Ontology annotation, molecular function: mRNA binding. The transcript is spliced from 9 exons. Bases 146 to 1141 code for a protein of 331 amino acids. NCBI's taxonomy places the organism in Eukaryota, Viridiplantae, Streptophyta, Magnoliopsida, Malpighiales, Salicaceae. The record is from RefSeq and is a predicted model, not a curated record.